AUGUCAUCAAAAAAUGUGAGCCGUUCUGUGGUAGCUAAAGCAAUAAACGAUAGUAGUAUCACAACGGUUGACCCCUCGUCAUCUACAAGCUUUUUACAACAGCAAGAACAGCUCAGUAAUGACGGUAACUCGCCAGCUGUUAUGGGUACUAUACGGGAAGAUGCGGGCCGUUGGAUGAAUAUUCCUAGUGAGAAACAGAUUGAAGAUAAUGAAGAAGGAAGUAACGAUAAAAGAGACGACACUACGAGAUGCUCAAGUUAUGCUUAUCAACAGUCUCUAAACCAUACCAAUAGCUAUGGUACUGAUAAUAGCAGUCAUACAGAUGAAUGUCACCUAUACAGUCGUUGCUCGUUACACCGUGAGGACAUGCAAGUUAUUAGUUCAAUAUCCUUGAACCUGUCUCCUUCUCAUUAUCAGCUGCAAAAUGGUGACUUACUCGGAGAUUCUGAAAGCGUAAGCACCCCAUCCUAUUCUUCGUCUAAAUGCCACUCUUUUAGCCCGGUCUCUUCGACCCGGUAUCAACAUCAUCAGCACUAUCAUCCGGAAAACUACUGCCAGAUCUAUUCUUGUCAAAAGAAACGAAGAGAAAAAUGGUGCGGACGAAACCAUUAUCAAAGUUCGCAGGAUGAAGACCAUAGUAACACUACUCCCGCGAUGCAUUACUGCACCCCAAAAGUCUUGAUAACAGCUAUAGACAACGACAAUAUUAGUUCUCUCAGGGCGGCUAGUAGUAGUUCUAUAACAACGAAUUUUGUUGAUGAAAAAACAGACGAAGAGGAAGCUGAAGUGACAAAGAGUUGCUGUUGUUGCUUCUACUGUCUCUGUAAUUGCCGAAAACGAGCAGCAACAAACAAAAAGAAGAAGAGGAAAUCGCAUAAACGUCUUACAGUGUUUAUGUUUUUUAUCUUUUUCAUUUUAGGCGCCUUAGCUGCCUUCUUUUGCUGGCCACGUACACCACGCAUAACUAUGGGAGAGGGAGGUCCAGUUAGUAUCAGUGGUCCACCAGAUUGGUGGAGUGGUCAGCAACAAUAUGUUACUAGUGCAGCGUCUGAAUUGACAGAAUUACCGGCCAGACCUUCGUUAAGAGCUACCUGGCAACUGAAUGUGACAUUAGACAAUAGAGAUAAUUGGAUACCUACGCAUUUUACCAAAAUAGAUUUUGUUUUGUUGGACAGUUUAACACUGGCAAAAUUUGCAAAGUCAUCGUACCCUCCUGAAAGCGCCACUACCGCAAACAGUGAUUCUUCUUUUGGCUUGUUUCAGUUGGCUUCAGGAACAAUUUCAACAUUGACACUAACAUUUAACGUCUACUAUCAAGCAGUGGAUAGAACAGAUCCAACAUUACAGAAUUUGUUCAAUGCUUGUGGGCCCAUUAGUAACGAGUCCAAAGAGAAACGACCUGCUCUUAACGUGCUUUUAAAGGUUUAUUUUCAUAUAUUCGGUAUUAGCUGGGUGCCCACAGUUACAGCAGCACCGUACACCGGUGGCAUACUUUGCCCAACAAAAUGA
Molecule: messenger RNA, 1509 nt
Organism: Mycotypha africana
Lineage: Eukaryota; Fungi; Mucoromycota; Mucoromycetes; Mucorales; Mycotyphaceae
Exons: 3
Coding region: 1-1509 (502 amino acids)
Source: RefSeq, a predicted model, not a curated record